Molecule: messenger RNA, 815 nt
Organism: Glycine soja
Lineage: Eukaryota; Viridiplantae; Streptophyta; Magnoliopsida; Fabales; Fabaceae
Product: auxin-induced protein 6B-like
Exons: 1
Coding region: 262-540 (92 amino acids)
Biological process (GO): response to auxin
Source: RefSeq, a predicted model, not a curated record
UGGGAGAAUCAUCUGAAACAUUACCAUAUGCCCUUGUCUCUCAGUUGGUCCCAUGACUCCUAUCUCAUAUUCAUAGGCCCUCCUUUACCAAUAAUUCAAGUAGCCUUCUCAUAUCCUUUUAUCUCUAUAUAUUCAUGGUUGCAAGCAUUUUAGAACCAAUACAAAUCAUCCACAUCCUGAAGAAUCCGAAAUUCACAAGCCUGAACUUCCAAGUCUUUUUUAGACAAUUUUCUUCUCAAGUCUCAGCAAUACAAUACAACAAUGGGUUUUCGUCUACCUGGUAUCAGAAGGGCAUCAUUUGCUGCAAACCAAGCAUCUUCAAAAGCUGUGGAGGUGCCAAAGGGCUAUCUUGCAGUCUAUGUUGGAGAGAGAAUGAAGCGGUUUGUGAUCCCGAUAUCAUACUUGACCCAAUCUUCAUUCCAAGACUUGUUGAGUCGAGCUGAGGAAGAGUUUGGAUAUGAUCAUCCCAUGGGUGGUCUUACAAUUCCUUGCAGUGAAGAUGUCUUCCAAAACAUAACUUCCCCCUUGAAUGGACUAUAAAUCUCGUAGUGUAGAAGACUGACAGAUUUGUAGAGACAUUUUGUAGACUAGGCAUCUUCUCAGUUUGUAAAGAUUUCCUUUUAGAGAAAUAGGAGAAAAGAAAAGACCAUUAGAAUGACAAAUUUGUUUCUUUUAUUUUUGUUUAAUGACAAGGAAUUCAACUACUCAAGCAGUUCCUCUGUUUUUUCUUUUUAUUAGUUACAUUGCCAAUGUUCACUUCCUGAGUAGGGGCAUGGUUGCUCGCUAUAAUAAGAGAAACCAGAAUUGGUUGUCCU